Octopus bimaculoides (California two-spot octopus) is the source of this 5485-nucleotide messenger RNA. Its product is annotated as membrane-associated phosphatidylinositol transfer protein 2-like. The record is from RefSeq and is a predicted model, not a curated record. Gene Ontology annotation, cellular component: cytoplasm. Lineage: Eukaryota; Metazoa; Mollusca; Cephalopoda; Octopoda; Octopodidae. Gene Ontology annotation, molecular function: phosphatidylcholine intramembrane carrier activity; phosphatidylinositol transfer activity; metal ion binding. Gene Ontology annotation, biological process: phospholipid transport.
AAUACAUACACGAAUGCACAAUUAUACACAUGUAUGCAUAGAUUAGAUAGAUAGGUAAGCGCACACGACACGACACUUGCGAGCUAUAAUUAGCUCCAAGUUAAUGGGGGUGGGGAGAAGUAGGCAGGUAUUACAAGGGAGGCGAUCGACGGCAACAUCGAUUAUCUCCCUUCCAGUUCUCUACCAGACAUAUGUUAUGUAUGGUGAAACUGUCAGCUUGUGCGGGCGAACCCUCGACUCUACCUUCCGUCCGUUGCCCGUCACUCGUUUCAUCGCAUUUGUUUCGCGUACUGCUGGCCCUGCUGCUGGUGUUGUUGGUUGGUUUGUCGGUUCACAGUUUCAUAUCUAACCUUCCUGCUCUCUCUCAUUCCCUGUCACACAUUAUCACACACAAACACACGUACACAACCGCAGUUUCUCUCUAUCUCUUCCUCUCUCCGUCUCUCUCUUUCACAUAUAGACACACACGGAACUUACACAUAUAUACACACGGACAUUGUGACAAACGUCUAGUACCAUUCUCAUACCAGACCGACCCCUAAGUCUGUCACGAACGACCAAGCACAGUUUGACGAGACAUACACACAUAAAUUAAGUUGACAUCCGUCUGUCUUGCCAACUGUAGAACUGUCUCUAUCGCUGUACACCAACACCUCCAUCUCCACCACAUACAUACAUACAUACAUACACACAUACAUACAUUUAUACAUACAUACAUUUAUACAUACAUACAUAUAUACAUACAUAUAUUUAUACAUACAUACAUACAUACACACACACAUACAUACGUACAUACAUAUGCCACCGCCCCUAUCGCAGACCACAGCAUCAUCAUCAUCAUCAUUAACGACAUCAACAAUAUCAGCGUCAUCGUCAUCCUCUUGGAGUUUGAUAUCACCCAUCUGGUGGCUGAACAAUAUUUUUGCGAAACCAAAAUUCCUCUCUACACAGGAACUGUCAGAUUGGUUUCACUGAUUGAAGUACAACAACAACAACAACAACAACAACAAUACCAGCAACAACGCUGAACAUCAGCAGCAUCAUCAUCGCUACCAGCAUCAACACCACAGACGGAAGGAGCAAUAAAAUCGGAACGGAUUUUUAUCCUGAGAGUUAAAAGUACCUACUUUUUAAAAGUACCUCUGAGGCACUUUACCCGGAUUACGUACCCGCCUAUCCACCAGAGACAGGCACUUGUUUAUACAGGUGCGGACACACUGGACCGAACGAACUACAAACAUCACCACCACCACAUCUCCCACAAUCAUCAUCGUCAAUAACAGCAACAGCAAUACGAAGACCAGAAUGGAUUUUUACCCAUAAUCAUUGCUGUGACGAGAUCGCUACCUGUCCUUCUUAUAACCCUACCUACCUACCGACCCACCCAGUUCUUGUGUCAACCUUUAUUUAAUUAAAACUAUAGGGUCUGUGUAGUGAUGCUGAUGUGUUGCCACAGCUGGUGAGGGUUGGAUUCGAUACAAACUGGUGUUUGCAGUUAAUGUAGCUUACCACAAAGUAUCUUGGUGGUGGUUGUGGUCGUCGUCGUCAUAGGCACACAUUCUCUCUACUGACACAAGAAUAUAACCAGAAUGUUCACUAGACCAACUCCCCCAAACCACCCUGGGUGCCAGGUUCAAAGUUUAUUCCUAUAGCAGCUGUUGAUGUUUCACUGAUAAACAUCUCUAAAGAAUCUCUCCUGGAUUUUACGGCAACCAUGUUGAUAAAAGAAUAUCGCAUCCCCCUACCUCUUACGGUUGAUGAAUACCGCAUCGCACAGCUGUAUAUGAUACAGAAAAAAAGUCGAGAGGAAAGCUAUGGUGCAGGAAGUGGUGUCGAGAUCUUGGUGAAUGAGCCAUACCAAAAUGGUCCUGGAGGCUCAGGCCAGUAUACUUAUAAGAUCUACCAUAUCGGAAGUCAUCUACCAGGGUGGUUUCGCUCGAUUCUACCCAAAUCUGCUCUACGAGUAGAAGAGGAAGCAUGGAAUGCAUACCCUUACACAAAGACGCGCUACAAGUGUCCAUUUGUGGAGAAAUUCUCGUUAGAAAUUGAGACGAGAUACCAAAAUGAUGGCGGGGAACAGGAGAACAUUUUUGGUCUAGAAGAAUCUGAUAAACGUGACAGAACAAUUGACUUCAUUGACAUCGUGACCGAUGCGGUACCCGGCAGUGAAUACAAGAAAGAGGAGGACCCAACGCUUUAUCAGUCAGUGAAGACCAGCCGCGGCCCUCUGACUGAUACUUGGCGGGAAGAAUACUCAAACUAUUGUCGCAAUGGUCCAACUGCUAUCCACGCUAUAAUGACGGCUUACAAGUUGUGUAAAGUAGAGUUUAGAUACUGGGGGAUGCAGACAAAAAUUGAGAGAUUUAUUCAUGAUAUCGGUUUACGGAAAACUAUGCUUCGUGCUCACCGUCAAGCUUGGUGUUGGCAAGAUGAAUAUUAUGGGUUGACCUUGGAAGAUAUUCGUCACCUAGAAAGAGAGACACAAGCUGCACUGGCUGAGAAAAUGGCCAAUGCUAAUGACAACGUUGAACCAAUUGACAGCAAGAAGCUGACCAUGCCUAAAACCAGCACAACAGAUAUACCUCUGACCUCGUCUCAUUCUUCUGAUGCCAUUCACAGCUGUCUUUCAAAGACAUCACCAUACGCUAGUAUUCCGGACCAUCUGUCAAAUACAGACACAUUGACCUCAACUCACUCUUUUGGAUCUAAAAAGUCUGUUGCAGAUCAGGAAAACCAGUCAACUGAUUCCACACAUGAAAUCCAAAGGGAUUCGAACCGAAAUUUGUCCGACUGGCGCUUAGAAAGUCUCGAACAACUCCAGGAAUCAAGUUCCGAUGAUGAUGAGUUCUAUGAUGCCCUUGAACAAUGGGACAGUCUGUCGUUAAAUCGAGAGAGGCCAUACCUAACAUGCACCCUGGCAGAAUCAUGGGACAGUCUGGCCCAAGGCAGACAUAGGCCCCACUUAAUGCACUCAACAUCUAUGGAGCUAAUAACCUCUGCUGAUGAGAUGAAUAAAGACUUAAGAUUGAAAGGAACUUCAUUUGAGCGUAAAAUACAAGAGUACACAAUAAGGUCACCUGAUCCACUUCUAAACACACCUGUAAACAGCAAUUUGAAGAAAUGUUCAGAUGUCCUCUUUAUUGUGAUGUAUGGAGGUUGUCUCCUGGAAGCAGGCCAAGAAUUCCCGACCAUUCGUGCUGAUUAUGCCACUUUAAAGAACACUUUUGACUCUGUCAUCAAAGCUCACUACCCUAGCAUCAAGAACCAUGUUUCAUUCCGGUUACUUUCAUGUCCUCCCAUUUGUGCUGAAUCACUCAACAUGCUCUCAGGUUUGAGCCCCUAUUCCGCAGAGUCUACAACCGGGAAAGAUGGAGAAGUAAACCCAACAAUGACCCAGGAAUUCAUUCCUCUUGGCGCCAUUGCUUUAUUUGCCUCAUCCAAUAUUGACUUUGAGGACAGUGUGACUUCAGUGAUCACCAAGGCUAACCACGUGUAUCAGGAAUUCCUUCAAUCCGAUGAGGGUAAAGGUUUCACUGGACAGGUGUGUUUGAUUGCUGACAGCACCAGCUCACUACUGGCAUAUGACGCCCUCUGUCGAACAUCAGUCAAGGAACAGCGCAACAGUUGUAGAUAUGGCAGUCAUGCCAGUAUAUAUGACGGAACAGACGGAAUCGACGGCCGUCAUUCACAAACAUACAGUGAAUACCAAGGUAGUCCCGAUAGCACCUCAUAUCCCCACGACAACGGAACACCGUCUCCCAUUAGCAAUGAUGUUUUCACUCAUGACAUCGACACCGCUGCAGCUGCCAGUGGUGUCAGUGGUAAACCCUGCCAGCAGAACACCAGCGGUAGUCGAACGUUCUCGCAGCAUCUGUCAGUGCAAGGUACACAGAUGAGCAGCAGCAGUAGUUCACACACAACUCAGCGGACGAGCAGUAGUAGUCACUGUGAAGCAAACCAGAAUGCCAUUCGUUUAGGAUUUGAAGUCUCAGAAUUCUUCAUGUUUGGAGCACCACUUGGACUUGUUUUGGCUUAUAGAAGGAACGUACCACCAGUCCGACCCACCUGCAACCAACUGUACAAUCUAUUCCACUCCCAUGAUCCCUCAGCUGUCCGACUGGAACCUCUCGUACAUGACAACUUCAAGUUUAUUUCACCAAUCAAGAUACCUCGACACAGCAAAUUCCCCCUUGGUCUCGCGGAACCUGUACAUGUAGUUGAAAGCAUCCAAGCAAAUAUGAAAUUGUUCAUAAACAAGCCACGCCAGUCAGUGUCUCCCUGUCACAUGCCUCUCCACCGCCAGACCAGUUGCUCCAGUAUUUGUAGUCAAGCAUCAAUUCUUGAUGAAGCAACAGUUUCUACUAUAACCAAUGUAACGAACCGCUGGUGGGGUAACAAACGACUGGAUUAUGCCUUAUAUUGUCCAGAAAUUCUACAUUCAUUCCCCACUAGUGCUUUACCUCAGUUGUUCCACUCCAGUUUCUGGGAAUCAAGUGAUGUUGUGUCAUUCAUUCUCAGACAGGUGUUUUCUCAAGAUGUCCUCAAUGGAUCAGAACCAGAUGUAGAAAUUGGUGCCGUGAAGAAAUUUUCACCAUCAAAGCCCUGUGAAAAGUGGCUGAAAAGGAGGACCACUAUUAAAGUUCGGAAUCUACAGCCCAACCAUCGAGCUAAUGAUGUAUUGGUCCUUGAGGAUGUGGAACAAGUAUUGACUGCCAAAUUUUCAUAUGGACCCCUAGACAUGAUCUCACUAUCUGGAGAGAAGGUUGAUAUUUAUGUAAUGACGGUGCCGCCAUCUGGGGAUUGGGAUCACCUUGGUCAUGAACUGACAGACAACCAUGGACGCUUGACUUACACCAUUCCAAAAGAGAAAAGGAUCACACAAGGGAUUUAUCCCAUUAAAAUGAUUGUCAGAGGUGACCAUUCCACUGUGGACUUUCAUUUAGCAGUACUACCCCCAAAGACUGAAGCAGUCGUUUUCAGUAUUGAUGGCUCAUUCACUGCAAGUAUGUCCAUUAUGGGCAAAGACCCGAAAGUUCGAGCCGGAGCAGUUGAUGUUGUUCGCUAUUGGCAAAACCUUGGUUACCUAAUACUCUAUGUCACUGCUCGUCCUGACAUGCAACAUAGGAAGGUUGUAUCAUGGCUGGCGCAGCACAAUUUCCCCCAUGGAAUGGUAGGGUUCAUGGAUGGAUUGUCUAAAGAUCCCUUAAGACAGAAGCUCAACUUCCUCAAAACGUUUAAAGAAGAUACACAGUUGCUGUUCAGGGCAGCAUAUGGCUCAGCCAAAGAUAUUGGUAUUUACAAAGACCUAGAAAUUUCCCAACAACAGAUAUUUAUUGUGGGCAAAGUCUCUAAGAAGCAUUACAGUCAGGCUCAGGUAAGGUAUCCUAAUGUAGCUUUUCAGGUGACCGUUCUUGAUUUAUGUAUUUCAGAUCUGAUAGAAUAUAUAUAUAUUUUCUGCUGUAUCCUGUAGAGCAAGGAUCCCUGA